Nematostella vectensis (starlet sea anemone) is the source of this 2984-nucleotide messenger RNA. RefSeq names its product monocarboxylate transporter 3. Gene Ontology annotation, biological process: transmembrane transport. Bases 826 to 2190 code for a protein of 454 amino acids. The transcript is spliced from 5 exons. The record is from RefSeq and is a predicted model, not a curated record. Gene Ontology annotation, molecular function: transmembrane transporter activity. Lineage: Eukaryota; Metazoa; Cnidaria; Anthozoa; Actiniaria; Edwardsiidae.
CGCAAUUCCUUGGGGUUGAUUUCGGGGACUCCUCGGUAUCGUUUCGAGUCCCAGGAUCAUUUGGGGUACUUUUGGGGAUCAUUUCGGGUCCUGGGAUCGUUUCGGGUCCUGGGAUCAUUUCGGGUCCUCAGAUGCGCAUCAACAGAACAUCAUCAGCAGUGAUUACUAGGUGUCAUCAGACCAGAUGGCGCAGUAUUGACACAACCCCGUCCUUGUUCAGCAAGUACUCUAACUAGCACUAAGGAUCGCUUGUCUCACUAGAGAGCUCUUGGUGGUUCACGUGUGCCCAGAAAUCAUAGAUCUUCAUUUAGCCUACUAUUCGUGCUUAUCGACACCAACCUCCAAAACCUUAUUGCAGAUUUCUUCCUACACUUAACUCUUACAAAACAUCACGUGAGGAUGCAUGAUUUCCUAGCUGGCCAUCGAUACCACCCCAUUUCAAAAAGGUUGCUUUAUCUUUAUAUUUGUUUUUAAUUAAAAAAGUAUCAAAUUACUUGGUGUCAACAUUGUCAUAAAACGAAUCGAAUAUCCUACGAAGGAUUUCAAAUCACGCUUUAGAAAAAAAAAAUAGAAAGACCAGCGUGAAUGGAUUAAAAUGAGACGUACUUGUUGAAGCUGCGCGUCUAUCAGCUCACUCGCAACUCAAGAGUGAUUGACAAGCACUCAUAUCCAUUAAUCUGUAAGCCAUCAGACGGCUUUGCAUUCUCAAUCCGAUGUCCCGAUGGAGGCAACAUUACUCAGUCUAUUCAAAUGACACUGUGCCUUAUAUUCCCACUCAGUUAAACCAGGCUCGUUAACGUGAUUUGAGUACAACAGAUCUUUGUAAUGGCGUGCUUUGACGUUCCCUGCGUUGAAAGGCUGCACAUCCCGAAAGUUACGACAUAUCGCGAGCCAGACAGUCUGUACUCCUGGGUGGUACUGGCAUGCGCAUUUGCCAUAGUCUGGCUCGUUGGCGGGAUUGGAUUCAGCUUUGGGGUUGUAUUACCACAAUUCAUAACUGAGUUCAACGAGAGCAGACAAAACGGAGCUCUGAUUGGCUCCAUCGGCAUUGCGUUCACACUGGGUGAAUCUCUGCUCUCAAGUCACCUGUGUAUGCGCUAUUCCUGUCGCCUGAUAGCUGCCCUAGGGCACGUGUUGUGCGCCGCAGGCUUCCUCCUUUCAUCAACAGCGCCCAGUCUCCCUGUGUUAUUCGUGACCCACAGCUUCUUAGUGGGGUCUGGUACCUGCUUUAUUCUAAGUCCUUCUUUCUUGAUCUGCGAGAGAUAUUUCAAGAAACGCCGUUCCUUGGCAAUAGGGGCGAUAUCCGCUGGGGUGGGACUGGGAGUCAUGACCUGGGGCCCACUCUCACAGCAAAUAAUCAACAGGCUUGGCUGGAGAGGAUUCUAUCGUUUAACUGCUGGACUGUUCGCAGGCUCUAUUUUUCUGACGCUGUCGUUUGACCCGCGAAUCGGGAAGCGUCCAGAGCCUGACGCCGAAGCGCCCGCUCGUCGAGGUUUACUAGAAAUCCUAAGGGACCUUUCAGCGUGGAAGUACAGACCGUAUACAUUGUCUGUUAUAUCAGUGUGUAUCGCAAGCUUUGGUCACUACUCUGUUAUAAUCCACCUGAUGAAGUUCUCUUCGGAUGAGAUUGGACUCCCUGCCGAUAAGGCCUCGAGGCUGUACAUAGCAAGUGGUAUGGCUACCGUGUUUGCUCGCUUGGUUGCUGGUAGGAUCUGCGACCUUAGGUCAGUCCGACCCAUCUAUGUCAAUCUCAUCGCUGAGCUUUGCAGUGGCGUGGUCACCCUGUGUAGCCCGCUGGCGUCCUCUUAUACACAUCUCAUUAUCCUGAUAGCAUGCUACGGACUUGCAGACGGGGCGUUCAGAACAACAAUAAAUAUUCUCUUUAUGCAAACGGCAAAGCCAGACCCUGUGAAGGUCGCUUCUGCUUAUGGUGGAGGUAUGAUGAUGACGGCGAUACCGACCGCAGCUGGCCCUGCUUUAGCUGGUAUGUUAGCUGAUAGGUCUGGAUCAUACCGCGUCGCAUUUUUCGUGUCUGGGGGAAUCACUCUCCUUUCUACACUCGCCUACUUACCCGAAAUAUACAAGGACGUUCAAGUCAUAUGCAAAGCCAAGCAACAGGGCCCCGAGGACAGAUUGGACUCAGUCUUUGAUAAUCCCACUUGUACGGACUAUGAGGUGACGCCUCUGUGAGAUAAUCUGGGUGGUAUAGUGGUUAGCAUACUGGCCUCCCAGUGCUGCGGCCCGAGUUAAAAUUCCUGCUCUGAGCUCGGGAACUUUUCUUGAUUAACUUGCCGUUUUUUCCCCUAGGAAUCAGCCCUUCCCCCUUUCAAUUAUCAAACGGUCUAUCCCUUAUCUAUGCUGGCUAGAAUAGACCGUUUUCACGAUGUUGCGCGCGCAUCCAAAAUGGCGGGCCACAGCUGAUCCAAAAUGCGAGGUAUGGGGUAUUUAACUGUAGCGCCAAUUUGACCAUAGCGCUCUGAAAGCAUUUUGUAUAGCUUCGUUUGUAAACUCCAUAUCGUAAGCAAAUUUGUAUCAGCGGUGCCCCGCCAGUCAGUAGCAUUUUGGAUGCGUGAAAAACAUCGUGAAAACGGUCUAUGCAGAUGAGAAUGCAAUUCCGAUUCCCGAGGGAUUACCUAGGAUGUGUGCUGUGUGAUCACCUGCAAUAAAGGACAAUUUGUUUGGGACAAAAGCCGAAAACACAUAUUUGUUUAACAUCGAUCGUCGGAUUAUUUAAAAAAUGAGCCCCCCUCCCCCUAGGGGAGUGUCCCACAAACUCCACUGUCACCAAAAAAUCCGUCAUUGAUCGGUGGGGGAGGGGAGGGAAGUGGAGAAAGACUUCGUGCGAAAAUUUGUUAUGUGAACCCCUUUGUCCCAAAGUAAAUUGUCCAUGAUUGAAGUCUAGACGUAUUUAGGAAGAAUCAUUGAGUGAGGAUAAUAAAUUAUUGUGGGGGUUGAUUAUAGAUUAAUAAACUGUUUAAAACGGU